UCUUACUAUUUUAUCUUUGAAAAUUUCUGUAACCCUAACAUCGAAGAUCGGAGGAGAAGAUAGAGAAAGGGAAUGGAAAUUGAAAGCUGCAAUUGAGUUGCCACCAACACAACUUCGCAUGGCCUCUGUUUGGACACUGCAAUUUCGCUCGCUUUCUCUUCGCCCUUGUUCCUUCAUCAGUAGCACUAGCAAUGGCAGUAUCAUCACUACUAGAAAUCGCAUUGUUAUCAGAAACGGGAUCUCCAAAUGGCGCUCUCGCACCCAACAACUCAAACACGACUCCAUCAAUUCCAUUUCCAAAUUUUACCAUCAACUCGUUAAUUCCGUCACCAUCCCCUCCUUCCUGCUGAAUCGAAGCGGUGGAAGCAAUUUUCCGAUCUGGGUAUGUGUUGCGCUCGUGGUUUUGGUUGGAGUAUUUAGGGUCGUGUCCAGAAAAAAGGAGCGUCCAGGUUCCGUGGCUGAUCUUGUGAGACGUGGACAACUGAAAUCUGAUAGAAGAGGCAUAUCAAGGCCUCUCAAGUACGAAGACCCGUUCAAUAAUCCUUUUGUCAAGGUUGGCAAAAGCAACUCAACGGUUGAGAUGUGUGGUAAGGUUUAUCGCUUAGCCCCUGUCACACUUACCGAAGAGCAGCAGGCCACUCACCAGAGGAGGAGGUCGCGUGCCUAUCAGUGGAAGCGACCCACCAUUUUCCUUAGAGAAGGGGACUCUGUGCCUCCGGAUGUUGAUCCUGAUACUGUCCGGUGGAUUCCGGCUAAUCAUCCUUUUGCUACCACUGCUACUGAUCUGGAUGAAGACUUGGCACAGAACAAUGUGUAUCAAAAGCACGGAGUUCCUUUCCGGAUUCAAGCCGAACAUGAAGCCCUGCAGAAAAAGCUCGAAGCCCUACAGAAUGACCAGAAACUCAAUAAACUAGCGAUAGAUCCUAUCAAUGCUAAAGAAUUUGAGAGGCCAUUCAACUCCCACGCCAGAUUAAAUGAACAAGCAGAGAAGAGCACUGUAAACAAUCAGGAGCAGAAAAUCAAUAAACUAGUGAUAGAUCCUAUCAAUGCUAAAGAAAUUGAAAGACCGUUCAACUCCCACACCAGAUUAAAUGAUCAAGCAGAGAAGAGCUCUGUAGACAAUCAAGUGAGUGAUCCUGACUCACCUAAUAUAGACAGUGACCUAAAUCACUUUGAAAGUACAUCAUCCGAAGAUCCAACUCUUUAGGUUCUUUGCACACAACUUUUACCCAUGUUGAUCCAACUUAAAAGUGCUAUGAGGCGGGCUAUAGAUCUCCGAUAGCACUAAAAUUAUGGAUUUGAAUUUACCCAAAUUUUUUGUACUAUUCGUUUUGGAGUCUUUAGAGCUGUCUAAUUGUAUAGAUGAGGACUGUAAAUAUAAUUUGGUUGCUGCAUUAGCUUAUUUGGAGUAUAAAAAUAUAAUUUGGUUGCUGCA
Molecule: messenger RNA, 1435 nt
Organism: Vigna unguiculata (cowpea)
Lineage: Eukaryota; Viridiplantae; Streptophyta; Magnoliopsida; Fabales; Fabaceae
Gene: MCD1
Product: multiple chloroplast division site 1
Biological process (GO): chloroplast fission
Cellular component (GO): chloroplast; chloroplast inner membrane
Source: RefSeq, a predicted model, not a curated record